This is a messenger RNA of Condylostylus longicornis, 2985 nucleotides long. RefSeq lists its product as uncharacterized. The record is from RefSeq and is a predicted model, not a curated record. Gene Ontology annotation, molecular function: nucleic acid binding. The coding region runs from base 1 to 2985 and encodes 994 amino acids. The transcript has 7 exons. Gene Ontology annotation, biological process: DNA integration. NCBI's taxonomy places the organism in Eukaryota, Metazoa, Arthropoda, Insecta, Diptera, Dolichopodidae.
AUGGAUUUUUUAAAAAAAAUUGAUGAGCUGGACCUAGAGGGUAAUGUAGCUGACAAUUGGAAUACAUUUAUAGAAAAUUUUGAAGUUUUUGAAGUAGCUGCAGAGUUAAAUGCAAAGUCACCUGAAGUACAAGUAGCAAUAUUUUUAAACACGGCAGGUAAAGCUGCUUUAGAAUUAUUUAAAACACUUAAUUUAAAUGAAACAGCAAAAAACGAUUUAAAAGCUGUAAAAGAUGCUUUUAAAAAUCAUUGUACUCCGAAAAAGAAUGAGGUUUUUGAAUCAUUUUUAUUUCACACGCGUGAUCAAAAACUUGGUGAACCGUUUGAGACUUUUCUGGUUGAUUUAAAGAAAUUAGUGAAAAGCUGCAAUUUUAAAGAUGAAGACAGAAUGCUGAGGGAUCGCAUUGUAAUAGGCAUAGAAAAUAAGGACCUGCAAAGAGAACUUCUGAAAACGCAAUCGUUAACCGCUGAUAAGGCAAUUGAAUUUUGUAAACAAUUCAAAGAUAAAAAUACAAUGAAAACUGGUGUAAAUCAAAUAAAAGCUCAUAAUUAUGAUUCUGAUUCAGACUGUGCAUUUUUAAAUGUUAUUAAUUUAAAUAGUGAUGACUCUUGGUAUGAAAAUGUGAAAAUUGAAUCCAAUAUAUUUAAAUUCAAAUUAGAUACUGGUGCAGAUACCAAUGUAAUUCCUAAAACAUUUUUAAAUUCUUAUAAUGGUUCAAAUAUUGAGAUGUUAGGUAUAACUUAUUUAAAUGUUGUACAUAAAAAUAUUAGCACAAUAUUAAAAUUUUAUAUUGUUGAUAGUGAUAGUUGCAUUUUGGGUUUGAAUGCUUGUUCAAAAUUAAAAUUAAUAAAGCGCAUUGACCAUCUAAAUUUAGAAAAUAUAAAUGAUUUACUUGCGAAAUAUAAUGAUGUUUUUGAGGGUAGUGGAUGUUUUAUAAAAAAUUUCUCAAUUGAUUUAAAAAGUGGUGCUAUACCUGUGGCUAGACCAGCUAGACGUAUACCACAAAUGCUAAGAAAACCCUUAAAAGAUGAGUUAGAGCGGUUAUGUAAUAAAAAAGCGAUAGAGAAGGUUGAAACUUCAUCUGAUUGGGUUUCAAAUCUCGUUAUAAUUGAAAAACCUAAUGGUAAAAUUAGAUUAUGUUUGGAUCCUCAGGAUCUUAAUAAAAAUAUUAAGGAAAGGGAAGGGUUCUACCAAAUUGAAUUAAAUGAAUAUUCUAAGUCAUUAUGUACUUUUAGUACGCCAUUUGGGCUUUAUAGGUUUACUAAACUGCCUUUUGGAUUAAAAAUUGCACCUGAGGCAUUCCAAAAAUUGAAUGAACAGAAUUUUGGCGACAUUCCAAAUGUAAUCGUUUAUAUUGAUGACCUUUGUAUAGCUGCAAGUAAUGAAAAGGAACAUGAUGAAACUGUUAAAUUAGUAAUGGACAGAGCUAGAGGACUUAAUGUUAAAUUUAACAAAGAUAAGUUACAGAUGCAAGCAAUUGAAAAUUUAGAAAAUCCAAAAAAUAAAAAGGACUUACAGAAAUUAAUGGGCUUUAUUAAUUAUAUGGGUAGUUUUAUACCUAACUUGGCUGAAGUAUCAGCACCCCUUAGAGCUCUUUUAAAGAAUGAUUCGCCCACUCUGAAACAUUUUGAUUUUACUGAACCUAUUUCUAUUCAGACUGAUGCAUCGAGGAGUGGAUUGGGUGCAUGUCUAAUGCAAAAAGGAAGACCAGUUUGUUUUGCAUCCAGAAGCAUGACUGAAACUGAAAUUAAUUAUCCCCAAAUUGAUAAGGAAUUUCUGGCGGUAGUUUAUGAAUGUAAAAAGUUUCACAAUUAUAUUUAUGGUAGAAAAAUUGAGAUCAUUACGGACCAUAAACCCUUAUUAGGAAUUAUGGCGAAAAAAUAUUAUAGCAUACCUUCCCCUAGAUUGCAAAGGCUUAAACUUAAAUUAGAAAAAUACAAUUUAAAUUUUAGAUACUGCCCAGGCAAAUAUAUGUUUAUAGCCGAUUUUUUAUCAAGAAAUUUUAAAACGGAAAAGCAAGAAUGUGAAGAAAUGAAUGGUCUGUCUGAUAUGAUACACACAAUAAAUGUAAGUGAUGAAAAGAAAAAAAUUUUUCAGGAUGAGACUUUAAAUGAUGAAAUUUUAAAGGAUUUAUUUAAAACAAUUAAUGAUGGUUGGCCUGUAAGAAAAGAAUUAUUAUGUGAAAAACUGAAACCUUUUUGGAAAAAUAGAAAUGAUCUUUUUGUAGUUGAUGGAUUAAUAUUUUUGAACGACCGUAUUUUUGUACCCAAAUCUUUAAGAGAUGACGUAUUAUAUCAAUUACAUUUACCACAUCUGGGUGUUGAAAAAACUAAAAGUAGAGCUAGAUCUAUUGUAUAUUGGCCAACCAUGAAUUUAGAAAUUGAAGAGUUAAUUCAUAAGUGCAACAUUUGUGAAAAAUACAAAUAUUCGGAACCCAGGGAGCCUUUAAUCAAUCAUGAUAUACCUGAAAUGCCAUUUAGUAAAAUAGGAUUAGAUAUUAUGGAAUUAAAUGCUAAGUCGUUUUUAAUUAUAGGAGACUACUACUCAAAAUAUUUGGAUAUUAUACCAUUGUAUAAUAAAACAGCUAGAACUAUUAUUGAGAAAUUAAAGGUAGUGUUUUCAUAUCACGGUAUUCCCAAUAUUGUAAUAGCAGAUAAUAUGCCUUUCAAUUCAUACUUGUUUAAGGAGUUUGCAAAGAAAUAUGAUUUUAAAAUUAUCACGAGUAGUCCAUUGUACCCAAAAUCGAAUGGAUUUGCUGAAAAAAUGGUAGGUAUUUCUAAAAGACUUUUGAAAAAAACGAAGGAAUCAAACAAUGAUUUAUGGCUUUCAUUACUCGAAUAUCGGAAUACACCUAUUAAGGGCUCUUGUUUGUCGCCAGUUGAAAUUUUAAUGGGUAGAAAAACCAGAACUUUGCUACCUGUUUUCCCGUUGGUAAGAAUAUGGUCUAGACAUGAAUUUGAUGCAGGUCUUGUUACAAAAUCAUAA